AUGUUUAUCAAAGUGAUGUUUGGAGCUGGCUGCUGGGAGCUGGUGAACACUUGGUGCAGCCCGGUGACCCUCACCACCCACUUGAGGCAGAGGGGGCAGGUGCCCCCAGAUGCGGUCAUUGCCCUCCUGGCUGAGGAUGGGCACUUGGUGAGUCUGGAUGAGGGACUGGAGGAGGGGGCUUCCCAGGCCCCUUCCACGGGCAGCGCCCUGCUGCAGGAGCGUGGGACCUAUGUCCUCGUGCAGAUCAUCAAGGGGGAGGGUGGGGCUCCCACCCGCUAUGAGUCCCUCCUGGAGAACCUGGACGACCAGUACCCAGAGCUAGCAGAGGAGCUUCACUACCUGUCAGGCCUACACCCCAUGAGUGAUUGCCGGAAGAAGCGCACGAGCACUCGGCGUGGCCACCAGGAGCAAGGCCCCUCUUCAAGGCCACGAAGGAUGGGCUCCCUGCCAUCCAGGACCCGCUAG
Molecule: messenger RNA, 465 nt
Organism: Callorhinus ursinus (northern fur seal)
Lineage: Eukaryota; Metazoa; Chordata; Mammalia; Carnivora; Otariidae
Gene: CUNH22orf15
Product: chromosome unknown C22orf15 homolog
Source: RefSeq, a predicted model, not a curated record